UUAAAAAUGAGUCUGUCAGGGAAGAUGGUGAGGCAGGUGGAGAUUAAAUCGGACGGUGACGUGUUCCAUCAGAUCUGGCGGCACAGGCCACACCACAUCUCCAAUAUGUCUCCUGGAAACGUACAAAGCUGUGAUCUGCAUGAAGGUGAAUGGGGUACCGUUGGAUCAGUCAUCUAUUGGAAUUACACUCAUGAUGGCAAGAAAAAAGUGGCCAAGGAUAUUAUUGAAGCAAUCGACGAGGAGAACAAGUCAGUAACCUACAAGGUGAUUGAAGGAGAUCUGAUGGAGCUGUACAAGACCUUCAUCGCCACCGUUCACGUGGACACUAAAGGAGACAAAAACCUGCUGAACGAGGGGGUUGAAGAUCCGACGACGCUCUUGGACUUCUGCGUUACGCUCACCAAGGAUAUUGAGGCCCAUCAUCUCAAAUAA
Thlaspi arvense is the source of this 432-nucleotide messenger RNA. The record is from the annotation of a GenBank genome assembly. NCBI's taxonomy places the organism in Eukaryota, Viridiplantae, Streptophyta, Magnoliopsida, Brassicales, Brassicaceae.